GAAAAUUUAAUUUGUAAUUUGUAAUGUAUUAAUAAUCAAUGAAAAGGAGUAUUAAAGAGUUCGCUGCCAGUAUAGAUCCUCAAAUAAGUUCUAAGGCACUUUGGGAUAAAAUAAAUAGGAUAGCAGGAAACAACAAAAAGCAAAAGACCAACAACCCUAUACAGGAAGAUGUUGACAUGGCAGAAAAGUUCAUGGACUUACAUUUCGGCAACAACGAUAUUGAUUUUGAUAUCCCAUUGUCGUAUGGAAGAACGUGUGAAUAUAAUAUCCUUAAUGCAGAGCUGUGGAAUAGUAUUCUAUGCCGAAAGAAAAACAGGUCAGCCCCAUCUAAUGACCAAAUAACAUAUGCAGGCAACCUGUCGUAUCAACUGAAAGAAAUAAAGGUUAUCGCUAUACCGAAACAUGGAAAGGAUCAGUCAAGUAUCGAAGUUUGCCGCAUUAAAAAGAUGAGCACCUUUAAUGGUUUUAUCGAUUCGAUCGGGGAUAUUUCGAUCGACCGUUUCGACUUGGAAAAUCGCGCCAAAUCACAGGUUUUCUUCCUGUCGCAUUGUCAUUGGGAUCACAUGUUUGGUCUUCAAUUGCCAGAUGCGCUUCCUGGUCCACUUUGGACCAGUGCUGUAUCGGCAGUUUUUCUUAAACACCGUUUCCCUGUACUGGUUGAUUGUAUCCGUGUGCUGGAAAUUGGAGAAUCUACCGAGAUUGAAAUCGAUCAUGGUCAGCGUAAAAUCAAGUUCCUAGUGAUAGCGCUACCCACCGGGCACUGUCCGGGAGCAGUAAUGUUUCUCUUCACCACAGAAGGUAACAAAACUAUUUUAUACACUGGCGACUUUAGAAUUUCCUAUAAGGACUUGAGAAACAUGAUUCCGCUCAGAAACCUUACAUUGGAAACAGUUUAUCUAGACAGUACAUUUUUAAGCGAACACUAUCAGUACUUCCCUUCUCAAAAAGAAAGCUUAAAUGCAAUCUUAGAACUGGUAGAAGAGUGGCUUGCAAAGGACAGUCGGAAUGUGAUAUCUUUUAAACUGCCAGCAUUAUACGGUUGCGAAUACUUAUUCUUAGAAAUAGCUCGAAAAUUAAAGGAGAAAAUACACGUCAAAUUUUCCGAGCUUCAACAGUACCGAUUCUUGGCAAGUUUGGAUGACACCGUUACAGCAGACGAAAAGCAAACGAGGAUUCAUGCUUGUCUGGGAACGAAAUUUGGAUUUAAACUUCCUUGCCUAGGAGAAGUUGAAGAAAAGUUUAUUCGUCUGAUAAGACCAUCAGCGUUACGGUGGCGUAAUUUGAAAAUAGCUGAUCCUUUUUGGAGAAAAAUGAGCAAGAAACGCGAGGACUACUCCGUUUGCUACUCCAAUCAUGCGAGUUUUGAUGAAUUAAUUGAUUUCUUGCAUUAUUUAAAGCCAAAAAAAGUGCACUUCAACGUUGUUCCACAAAAUGAUUCAGACGGCAGAAACAUGAAAUUAUUAUUGAAUCCUAGAUGUCCGUAUUUAGAAGACGACGAAAAUACCUCUAAACUUGAGCAGUCUCCUCUGAAGUUUGACGGUAUUGUGUACAGUGAAGCUGCAACUAAUAAUAGAGUUAAUAGCGAUGAUUCAUGUGACGAAGAAGGUUUAAAAGAUCCACUACCAAAGCGUGUUCGAAAUUGAUACCUAGAAUAUUAAGGAGCUAUUUUCCGAAAACUGUGUAUUUAUUUUGAUGACUGUCAUAUUUUUCUAUUGUAACGUGAAUUGUAGAGUGAACUCGUUUGAAU
Uranotaenia lowii is the source of this 1747-nucleotide messenger RNA. Its product is annotated as protein artemis-like. NCBI's taxonomy places the organism in Eukaryota, Metazoa, Arthropoda, Insecta, Diptera, Culicidae. Gene Ontology annotation, biological process: protection from non-homologous end joining at telomere; double-strand break repair via nonhomologous end joining; interstrand cross-link repair. The record is from RefSeq and is a predicted model, not a curated record. The transcript is spliced from 4 exons. Gene Ontology annotation, molecular function: 5'-3' DNA exonuclease activity; damaged DNA binding. The coding region runs from base 39 to 1643 and encodes 534 amino acids.